This is a messenger RNA of Sipha flava (yellow sugarcane aphid), 558 nucleotides long. Its product is annotated as craniofacial development protein 2-like. The annotation marks the transcript as partial. The transcript is spliced from 2 exons. Gene Ontology annotation, biological process: chromatin remodeling. The record is from RefSeq and is a predicted model, not a curated record. Gene Ontology annotation, cellular component: nucleus. NCBI's taxonomy places the organism in Eukaryota, Metazoa, Arthropoda, Insecta, Hemiptera, Aphididae.
AUGCCAUUAGUGGAGGCAAUUGGUUGUUUCAGCAAUGGACCUAAAUGUGGGACUAACAAUGGAAGACAUGAGAAUGGAGUUGGUUUCAUGAUUAAUGAAAAAAUUCUUCAUAACACAAAGAGUUUCACACCAGUAAAUGACCGCAUUUGCUACAUUAAAAUAUCUGGACGACAUUUUGAUCUAAUUCUGAUCAACUGCUACGCUCCUACAAAGGAUAAAGCCGAUGAUAUAAAGGAAAAGUUUUAUGAUGAACUAGAGACAGUAAUGAAUAGCCUACCUACUCACAGUUUGAAAAUGAUAGUUGGUGAUUUUAAUGCGAAAAUAGGUAGAGAAAACAUAUACAGACCCAUAAUAGGACCAAAUAGCCUGCAUGAAAUAAGUAAUGACAACGGUACAAAACUAAUUCACUUUGCUUCAUCACAAGAAUUAACAAUUAGCAGCACUUACUUUCCAAGAAAAUAUAUUCACAAAUACACAUGGGUCUCUCCAAAUGGUCGAGUUCACAAUCAGAUAGAUCAUAUAAUGAUAAAUAAAAGACACGCCAGUUUUAUUAGAAAG